UCACAGAUCGGCGUGUCAUAUUGACUGCGCCAAAGCAGGAAGCUCACGUCCGGCUUCCCCUCAGGCCCACAGAACCCCAAAAAGCCCGGAGUGUAGCAGACCCGGGCCCGGCUGAGUCCUCCACCCACCCGCAGGCAUGGAGCCCCCGCAGCCCAAGCCCACAGAGGAGGAGACGCGGGGGGACACUGAAGCAGCAGCAGGAGUGGAGCUGGCCGAGGCCAUAAUGCGGCGACGUUUCUGCCCCUCGCUCAUCACCACCGAGGCCUGGGAGGGCUUCACCUUCGCCAACCUCCAGAUCCGCAUCAAGGAGUCCACCGACUGUUACGGAGCCAUGCUAUGGCCCUCGGCUCUGGUACUCUGUCACUUCCUGGAUAUGAACCAAGACGAGUACAACCUGACUGACAAGAAUGUAAUUGAGCUGGGAGCCGGAACUGGACUCGUAACCACUGUGGCCAGCCUGCUGGGGGCAAAGGUCACAUCCACAGACCUCCCGGACAUACUGCCGAACCUUCAGUACAACGUCAGGCGUAACACUCGGGGGCGCUGCAAGCACGAGCCGCAGGUGACGGAGCUGAUCUGGGGACAGCGCCUGGAGGAGCGUUUCCCACGCGCGUCCUGUCCCUUUGACUACAUCCUGGCGGCGGACGUGGUGUACGCGCACCCCUACCUAAAUGAGCUGAUGGACACCUUCGAGCACCUGUGCCAGGACCACACUGUGAUCCUGUGGGCCAUGCGCUUUCGCCUGGACCCUGAGAACAGCUUCGUGGAGCGCUUCCAGCAGCACUUCCACCUGGAGCUCCUCUACGACCUGCCUAGCCUCAGCAUUAAGCUGUACCGCGCCCACAGGAAGGGGAGGAGCCCCAAGACCAGCUCCGGCGCUGCUGCCUGAACCACACCCAGCGAGAGGAAAACCCCCGGCACCUUAUAACACCUUAUGACACAAGGUGUCACAAAAAGUAAUUUGAAGACAUUUUGUAUGAAAGAUAAUUUCCUGAUUGACACUUGGGAGAGUGUAGAUGAGAAUGUGCUAUCCUCAGACGCACGUGAUGUCACCACCUCUUCUCAUCCAGUUAAUGAGAUGCAAGGCUGAGAAGCCUUUAAAGGAAAAGGAAGCCUGCACACAGAACUGUUGUUUUCACACACAGGUCUGACCUGACGAACAUCCACUGGGAUGGAAAUUUUGUCUGUAAUUGUGUGUAAGGAGCAGUUCAGUGUGCGAGCUUCCUUUUUCAUUCUCUGCCUUUUCUUUAUCACAUUGCAGUUGACAAGCCGUGCUCGCACAGACAUGAGCCAGAGGAAGACACUUUAUAUGCAGCACGACUGACCAGCAGGAGGCGCUAGGGAGCAAUGUGACAUUGUAUUCCUGGCAGACUGAAACCCUCCCAUCCCCGUCAGUCCUUCUGUGGGGCUGCCCGCACUGGCAUGGUCUGGAUUCAGUACCAGACGGUGGGCUCCAUCCAAACGCCAUAGCAUUGCCUUCACAGUGCGAGCUAUCCAGUAGCACUUGAGCAAACCCCUGAGCAAGCUUUCAAUGCAGAUUUGAAUUCAAGUGCUGUGUGUGUGUGUGUGUGUGUGUGUGUGUGUGUGUGUGUGUGAGUGUGUGAGAGUGUGUGUGGGUGUGUGUUUGGGGGUGAUGCAUGUGCACUACUGUAUUUGUAUUUUGUGUAAUUAUAUAUGAUUAUUAUAUAUAUAUUAAGAUCCCCUUAACACAUGUCAACAGCAUUCAGUUCAAUCUGAUGAGAUGGAGGCCAUUCUACUUCUAGCCUAUUCCCAGAGAAGGAGAAAACCAGAAGUACCAUAAACACCUGAUGGCUACAUUUAUGAUUCUGAAAUAAAUAUACACGCCUGUGAUUCCACUUUUGCUACUCACUUCCCAAUAAUUAUUUUGGUGGCCCGAUUCUUCAGCCAUAUAGAAGGUAAGAGUCUAGCUUUUCUCAGCCGAAUGCUUGCAUGUUAGAAACUGUAAUUCAGUCCAGGAACGACAUCAUGUAUCUAAGCACGGCGUGACAUUUAACUGAUUUAAAACCAAGGGAUUACUCAUGCCCGUUUUAUGGGAAAUGAUAAAUCAUAAUUCAGUUUUGCUAUAAUUCAAAUGUCAUAUAGCAGGUCAAAAUAACACGUUUCAAAGAGCACAUUCACUUGUGGCACUAAAACGAGUUUACUGCCUUUGAAAAGGUGUGAGAAAUGUAAUCUAUCCAAUUCCUUUCAGCUUAUUUGGUAAUAAAUUGGGACCAGCCAAACUCUGAAAUCAUUAGUUAAUCAGUCAGUGCUAUACAGCAACGCUGCAACAUUGUGCAUUAAAAACAUACACAGCCAGUGAUACAUGAAAAUUUAAAUUCCUUGUGCUUCUGUGUUCAUCAUUAAAAAGCAUAGGAAACC
Conger conger (European conger) is the source of this 2379-nucleotide messenger RNA. RefSeq names its product methyltransferase like 21e (gene mettl21e). Lineage: Eukaryota; Metazoa; Chordata; Actinopteri; Anguilliformes; Congridae. Gene Ontology annotation, biological process: peptidyl-lysine methylation. The transcript is spliced from 4 exons. Gene Ontology annotation, cellular component: cytoplasm; cytosol. Gene Ontology annotation, molecular function: protein-lysine N-methyltransferase activity. The coding region runs from base 137 to 889 and encodes 250 amino acids. The record is from RefSeq and is a predicted model, not a curated record.